AACAACUAACGAGUCUAAAAGUACUCGAAAUUGUUUUGAAACCCAGCGAAGCCAAGCUGCACCCGAAACCUGUUUGUUUGUCGAAUUCAGGGCUCCCAAUUUCUGCACUGCCGAACUCACGCCUUUUCUCCUCUCACUCUGUCGUUGAUAUCUCUAUCUUUCAUACAGCACUUUCCUAAAGGUUAAAGAACAUUGUAAAAGGAUUGUGAAGCAUAUGACGUUUUGAGGAAGAUGAGCAGAUUCACUCGACGAAAGUUAAGGUCAGAAAUAAUUUGUGAACAUAAACUUAAUGAUGGGAGUGAGGGAACUUCUGCUCGUACAAGACCCGUAAGCUAUGAUGAAAUAAUGCUUAAAAGAAAAAGUAAGAAGGAACUUGGAGGUUUUGGUGAGGAAGCCCAUGGUGCAGAAACUACAAGACAUGUGGAAGAAACUACUAGAUAUGAGGUAGAAACUACUAGACAUGAAACAAACAGUACUAAACAUGAAAUAGCUGUCAGGAACCCUGACCGUGUGAGUAGGCAUACACAUGGUGAUCGACAGAGUAGACAUACACAUGGUGAUCGACCAAGUAGGGAUACACAUGGUGAUCGACCAAGUAGGGAUACACACGGUGAUCGACCGAGUAGGGAUACACAUGGUGACCGUCGGAGUAGGGAUACAAAUGGUGACCGUCAGAGCAGGGAUGUGAAUGUUGACAGUCAGAGCAGAGAUAUGAAUGGUAAUGCUAUGAAAAAAUCACGAGAUUACAUUUGGGAAGCCAGCCCUAGAAAGAAGGUGGGUAAGAUUUCCAGGACAGAACAUACUCAUAGUAAAGGUGAAAACAAGGAGAGGCAUAACGUGGAGAGUAAAUCAAAUCACAAAAAAUACAAUGAUGUGAGGAUUAAUACUGAAUCUAAAACCGACAAGCAAGGCCGCGUAAGUAGUAGAUCAGAUGAACGUGCAAGGGAUGAUGCUCGGUAUAAUUAUGAUAGUAAACAACAUAGGGAUUCAGUUGUAAAGGAUAGAUGCGCUGAAAGAAAUGCAGGAGUAUCUGAAAGGGAAAGCAAAAGGAAAGAUCGAAGUGGAGAUGACGAAAAACAUAGAUUGAGGGAUCAUGUCAAAAAACAUGGUACUGGAAGUAGACGGGAUCCUGAAACCUCAGAGAUAAAGGAGAAAAUGGAGUCAUCACUCUUAUGUCAUGAUGAAACUAGAUCAAAAAGAAGGCGGUCAAGAAGUCAAGAGCAUAAAAAGGACAAGGGUAGGAGGUCCAUCUCACCUUUACCUAAGGCCCGAAAAAAUGUGUCGGAUCCUAUGCAUGAUCACAAUGAGCUUUCUUCACAUCCUGAAAAAGAUAGGUCUAGACGCCAUUCUGAUGUUGACCGUAGCAAGAUUGUAAGUGAUGGUUCUAGCGGCCAGCAAUGGCGACAUGGUGGCCCACCUAGCGGGCUAGGUGGGUAUUCACCUAGAAAGAGAAAAAGCGAAGCUGCUGUCAAGACUCCUUCACCCAUUUGUUCACCGGAAAGAAAGCGUGCUGGGUGGGAUCCUCUACCUUCUGGAGUAGAUAAGAAUCUUUAUUCUUCUGUUCCUUCUGGGGCACAUCUGAUUUCACAAACUAAGCCUUCAAAUAUGAUAGAGUUCCCAUCUGUUUUUUCGGCUGCUUCAAGUAUGGGUAGGCCUAUAUCUGCAUUCUUGUCCAACAGUCUGUCAGCAUUUAAGCAUGCCUCUAUUGACUCUGUUCAACUGACACAAGCAACCAGACCUAUGAGGCGGCUUUACAUUGAUAAUAUUCCCAGUUCAGCCACUGAGAAAGAUAUUAUGGAGUUUUUUAAUACUUUCCUGCUUAGUUCUGGUUCUAAUCAUAUCCGUGGCACACAUCCUUGUAUUAGCUGCAUGAUUAACAAGGAAAAGGGGCAAGCUUUAGUGGAGUUUAUUACUCCUGAAGAUGCGUCUGCUGCACUGUCUUUGGAUGGCAAAUCUAUCUCUGGGAGCAUUCUCAAAAUCAGGCGUCCAAAAGAUUUUGUUGACGUACCAAGUGGCACUUCAGAGAAAACAAAGGCUGCAGGCGAUUCCAUUGUUGAAGUUGCAAUUAGUGAUAUUGUGAAAGAUUCUCUGCACAAGAUCUUUGUCGGUGGAAUUGCGGAAGGGCUUUCUCCUGAAAUGAUUAUGGAGAUAGUUGGGGCCUUUGGAACAUUGAAGGCUUUUCGUUUUCAUGUCAACAAGGACUGUGAAGAUGCAUGUGCUUUCUUGGAGUAUGCAGAUCAUUCUGUCACAUUGAAGGCUUGUGCUGGAUUGAAUGGUAUGAGGUUAGGCGGGAGAGUUCUGACAGUAGCCCAAGCUUUUCGCAACACAGAAUCAGUGGAACUCUCUGAAAGCCACCCAUUUUAUGGAAUACCGGAGCAUGUUAAACCCCUCCUUGAAGCACCAACGCAGGUCCUUAAGCUUAGCAAUGUGCUUGUUCAGGAGGCAAUUGAUUCGCUCUCAGAAACAGACUUGGAAGAAAUUGUGGAAGAUGUACGAUUAGAAUGUUCCAGGUAUGGCUCUGUUCUGUCCGUUAACGUUGUGAAAGGUACCAACACACAUACAACUGGUUCCAAAGAAGAACAGAUCACAUCUGAUUUAAGACCUAUACAACCUCCAGAAGAAAGGAACCAUCAUCAAACAGAUCUUGCUCUGGAACAUGAAGAUGGAGAUGAUCUUAUCGGGAGAUCUCCAAGCAGUAUUGAAGAAUUCGAUGCAGUGGAUAGUGUUGAAGGUGAUAUGCAUAAACUAUCUACUGCUAUUGACUGUGUUAAAGUAGGAGCAGCUGAAACAAACGCUGUUAGUGAAACUAAAGAAAAUGGUAAUAAUUCACCUCAGAGCAGGGACGAUGAAACUGCUAAUGGGCCGAAAUCGAAUGCUUUGCUUGAUGUUUCAACUGUUGUUGUUGCUUCUGUGAAUGAUUCUGAGGGAAAUCAUUCAGAAGCAUCCAUCACUGAGAGUAAAGUAUCGUCGGAGUUGAAACCUGAUGAAACUAUGGGUAUCUUGCAGUCAAGAGAGCGUGAAACCCUGCACACUGAAGAUGUGCCAGGACUGGACAAAAGUGACAUGCUCCAAGAAUCAGAAUCAGUACCCUUGCAGACAAUUUCUGGCGCAAGUGCAACUGAAGAUGGUCUAGAUAUUGAAAAUGGCUGUGAAUGGAGUAACAUGUUUGAGGUUGGCUGUGUCUUGGUGGAGUUUAGAAGGACAGAAGCUUCAUGCAUGGCAGCACAUUGUUUGCAUGGACGUACUUUUGAUGGCCGUAUUGUUGCAGUGGAAUAUGUGCCACUGAAGGUCUACCAAGAGAGAUUUCCAAAAUGAUUGUCUUAUUUACAUCAGGUGAUGAUUUGAAUUAUAGAUUAUGGCUGUUGAGUAUGGCUGUCUGGAUACAAACACACCUGGGAUACUAGCAUGUCUGACUCCCGAUCUAGUCUCAAUAGCAUGUCUUUUGGUUGAGAUUUCAUUCUGAAUGUUUUUAUUAUCCUGACCAGCCACAAAGGGACUUAAUUCAUAGCUUCUCUCCACCAGGAUUCCUGUACUUAGACGUGUAUGCAGUAUUACUCAACUUACUGGCGCAUUAUAUACUCUUGCUAGUCAUGAGUCUAGAUUAAUAGUAACUUA
Messenger RNA from Amaranthus tricolor (Joseph's coat), 3615 nucleotides. RefSeq lists its product as uncharacterized. Gene Ontology annotation, cellular component: U2AF complex; nuclear speck; U2-type prespliceosome. Gene Ontology annotation, molecular function: poly-pyrimidine tract binding; pre-mRNA 3'-splice site binding. The record is from RefSeq and is a predicted model, not a curated record. Lineage: Eukaryota; Viridiplantae; Streptophyta; Magnoliopsida; Caryophyllales; Amaranthaceae. The transcript has 10 exons. Bases 232 to 3315 code for a protein of 1027 amino acids.